CAAAUCUGACAAGCGCGGUUUGGAGCAUGGCGCGGUAGUAGUGUGGCUGCGUGACCGCGGAUACACGCAGGCCAACUGCAGUUUGCACGCCGAAGAACCACGCGAUUCGUGCGGCGUAGUUAAAAUUAUAGUAUACGAAAGUUGUCCGCAGUUUUCCACUGCUCGACGCGAAUCGUUAAAGUGGGUUGUCAAGCAGUGUCGGUCAUCAAGUCGACAGCAAGGCUAGCAAUUUUGUGUCUGUGCGGAAAAUCAGAGUUUGACUCCAACUUCGACUUGGAACCAACUUAUUAGCCAUGAGCUGUUGGGAGGACAUGAUGCGAGCCGUUGGGGAGAUGGGGGACCCCGAUGAGCUUGCCAACAGCGAAGGCCUUGUCAUGUUGAAGCUGGAGAAGCCGUUACCAAGUGGCCGUACCAUCCCCCAACAACUGACAGCCGACGCCAGCCGCUCUGUGCUCACAACAGACCAGGAAGGCCUUACAGGCUGCCGAAGCUUUCUUAUUAAGCAGUGCUAUUCUACAGUGCUCUUUGCCGGUUUACCCGCGCUGAAGUCAACGAAGGGAUUCCUCGCCGCUGCAAAGGACAUCGUCGGCAAGGCACAGGAGCUGAUCAUUGUGCACAACAGGGACCUGGUAGCAGACCUGAUGUCCUGGUUCUCCAAGGUGACUAGGUUGAUCCUGUACCACGACCUGAUGCUGCAGAUGGAGAGCUCAAGUCACGUGCGGGAGAUGGCACACACGUCACACCUCUGCCAGGUCUGGGGCACCACACCAGCACUCGGCACCGAAGAGCUUUUCCUUUGCCCUCUGACGCUCACUACACUGGUUGCAAACUGUCCUAUGCUGUCAGAAAUCCAGGCACCACUGGACGAGAUUGUGUUGCUCGCAGACCGGUUUCGGAUACAGUCGCCACAUCCGCCACCCCUGCUCGGUGAAUGCCGGGAGCUGAAGCUGGGCUCACACUUCCGACGGCCGAACCGCAAUGCCAUAAUGAUGGGUGAUGCAAGCCUGGCUUGCAUCGAAAAGGCACUCGAACGGUAUCCACACCUCGAGCAGCUGCAGGUGACGACGACAUCCCGGAAGAUACUUACUCGCAUCACGGAGUUCUCUAGGCUGAAGCGCGUUAACAUAAUGUACGCCGCUCAAGGUGGAAUGUGCCCUUUCGACCCCUACAUCACCAAGAUGCUGCAAGCGCUGGCCCUGACGCACCUGACGUUGAAGUACUUCGAAGGGGCACAUCUUUCAACCAUUGCCCGCACCUGCAAAAACCUCGAGUGCCUUUCCCUGUUGGGCUGCAACAUCUGCAAUGAGAAGAUUCAAUCCGGCAUGUUUUCGAAACUGAAAUCGCUCGAGAUCAGCGACUCUAUCAUGGAUGACGCAUUCUUCACCCUUCUGAACGUCGCCGAGGGCCUGACCAACCUUUACCUCGAUGGCGAGUGGAUCAUCUCGGCGUAUGUCGGCGGGCCGCCCAACCCAUCGCACCUGCGGCCCAUCCAUCCAGUCAUGGAGCAGCUCACCCUCGUCACAAACUGGACGCUGCCACAAUUGUGUGUGGUGCCCGAGGAAGUGCGCAGGAUGGUGGAGUCGAUGCCGGUGCUCAAGCGCCUGAGCACGGACAGCUACGACAUCCGCCUGUGCGUGCAGAACUACUACCCACGCGUGACGGUGGCAUGGACAACGUGCACGACCUGCACGGCCGAGUUCCCAAAGGGUGGCAUAGUGCAGCACGAGAUCUGGCGUAUAGCGCACAUCGACGAAGAAGACGAAGAAAAAAGGAAGCUGUGAAAAGCUCUGCACUCUUCGUUGAGGAUGUUGGACAUCACUUGUGCCCAACUGUGGAGACUUUCUAUCGACAAAGACAAGGAACAGCGUCACAGGAGCACUGCUGAUCAUUGGGCACACACCUCCACAUCAGUACACUGAUGCUUGGUGCAAUACAGAAUGAUGUCAUGCGUAGCGCACAGUAAGCAAGCUAACGGUACCGAUGAGCGCCCCUCUGAAGCCUUGAAGCCUUCUGGUGUCCAUUCAUGUGAAAAGCCUCCGUCUGCUCAAACAUGGGCGUUGCAACAUUGAUGCAAACUGCUGAUGGUGCUCGAAACAGCAGCACAGUACAAGACAAAGAUCUGAUGCACAGGCCAAGGAAGUGAAAGCAAAAGAUACUCUUCAUGACACUGUGAAACAAGCACGUGAUUUGAAAGUGUGGGAGUUGCUCUUCUUCAGGAUGGCUACCAGCAUCAAGGAAUCAUUGUGCACCAUUUUGGCAAGUGGCCAUAUAGUUGCUUCUGAAAGGCAUAUUGCAGGAUGUACUAAACUGCUUCAACACAGAAAGUGUAACGACUGUCCAACAUUCAGGAGGAGGGGGGGGGGGGGGGAUGCCCAACAAAAACGGGAUAUCCUACAUGGCCUGCUCGCACGAUGGUGUUCUGGAGGCUGGUGCACAGAACAUUUACCAGAUCACAUAGUUAGUGUAUAGUAGCAGAGAAGAGCAUUAAUGCCUCCACCCGAAACUCUGUAGUCUUUGUCCCUAGUUGCAAGCCAAGCUCUCUGCAAUGUCACUCUCGAAAAGGACACUUAUAACCAGCUGAAGGAAACAUUACACCAUCUUGCAUGAAUUACUGAUGAUGUGGGAAAGGCUCACACUGUGUGGAAUGUAACUUGAUGAAAUUCCCAGAGCCACUAGUGACCAAUUACGAUUUGUAGGGGUGCGCAAACAGCAAAAAUUUGGAGGACGUUUAAUCUUUGCCUUUAAGAGUGGAACGCGAUAGCAUUCAAAGAUUCCCAACUGCUUCUCAUGCUUCCCUGCAACUGCAGCUUAUGUAACCGUAAUGUUUACUGGGAAACACUGGCAGCGAACGCUGUGCACGAAGGCAAGCUUUCUGGUAGAAAUGCAGCCUCUUGCGUGGGUGGAUCCCAAAGGUAGUGCACAGCAACACAAAAAAAAAAUUUCAUAAUUUUCAGGUUUCUGUUAUUGUUUUGCACUUUUAAUGUUUAAGUCUAGGAAAAUUUAAGGUAAAAGGCAUGCGCUUUUGGUGUUCUGUUUCACAUCAUUUGUUUGUGGCCUGUCAUUCUCAAUAUUCCGUGGGUAACUUCGUCAAGAAUGUAAGACAAGGUAUGAGCGACUUUAGUGGUAGAAUGGUAUGACAAUAUAUAACCUGCAUAUACUUCAUGUCGUAUAGCAAGGCGUGGCAUAUACAUAUACCUAAAUAUAUACAGUAAAACCUCAUUAAUUCGAAGUCAUCGGGACCAAAAAAAAUCUUCGAAUUAAGCAGGUUUUCGAAUCAACCGAACACACCAAAAAAUGCAACCCAGGCAAAACAUUUUGAUUCAGGAAUGCGCUACCUUUAUUCGGCGAUCUUUGGAAUACUUAAAGUAAUCAGAGAUGCUGUUUUGCCACGUCCUGUAGUUCGAGGCUCCAAGGGCCACGUUUUCUAGUUGGCCAACUAUGUGCAGCAUUUGAGAAUUUCCGCUGUGGCACUCAACAAAACUGUGGAUAAUGUUCAGCGAUCCAAUAACUUCCCCGAGAGUGGGUGCUCAGGAGGGCUCGUUACCGUUGUCGUCGUCGCUGUCAUCGCAUCAGUGGUAGCUUCACUCUCCAAGUCUGAGUGGCACGUUUGUUGAUCAUUUUCAAAGUUCAGAUAUGCAGUGAAGCCGACUGCACCAGAUUCGCUAUCCUCUACGCAGAGUGCAUUGAUGGGAUCGCAAUUCUCGGCUCCUUCUUCAUCAAGUGCACAUGAAUAGUCAGCAUCAGCAUCGACGGUGCUUUCUUUCGAGAAGCCAGCAUGUUCAAAACACCGCAUGAUCAAAGUGGGUUCCGCUUGCUUCCAUGCAUACACAAUAAGACGUACGGCCCCGAGGAGGUCGAUGGAGUACUCCUUGCCGUUGUCGUAGCAAAGGAGCAUGUGCUUGAGCAGGUGGUGGCGAUAAAUCUUCCUCAUAUGGUGAAUGACGCCUUGGCCCAUUGGCUGCAAGAUCAACGUGGUGUUCCGAGGAAGAAAUCCUGAUAGCUUUCAGGUGUGGGAUGUCACCAUGCACCAGGUAAUUAUCAACAAAGAAGAGUACAUUUCUGCCUGUGGCUGUAAACUUGCAGUCAAGCUGCGAAACGUAAUCUUCAAAUAUUGCCCCUGUGACCCAGGCAUUCUUGUUGUGCCGGUAGAUAAGCUCAUCCCUUGGCGGCAGCCGUGCAUUUUUAAAGCAGCGAGGCUUCCCACACUUUCCAACUACAAGUAGCGGCAGCUUGUGUUGACCGCACAUGUUUGCACCGAACAGAAUAGUAAUUCUUUGCUUGCCCUGCUUUCAACCCUUGACCGCGGUGUCCUUCGCUGCGAACAUUUUCAAAGUUCAGAUAUAAGUUCAGGGGCUGCCUCGUCAAGGUUGUACACAUCGUCUGCACCGUAGUACUCUCUAAGCAACGGAGCCAAGGUGUGUUUCUUCCAGUCGUCGAUGGCACUCUCGUUUGCGCUGCCGCUCUCGCCACAGAUGGCUACGAAGGUCAAAUGAUCGUGCUCUUUAAUAUGACUGAACCAUCCAUUGCUACACUUGAACUCUUCGUGCCUAAGUUGUAGAGCCAAGUAGUUGGCCUCCUCCUGCAGUAUUGGUCCAUUGAUGGGAAGGUGGGCUGCGUUUGCUUUCCGCAGCCAGCGAGGUAAAGCUGAUUCCACAUCUUGGUACAUGGGAGCCUGUACUUGCGACUGCUUCGAAGAAUAUGUCUUGCUGUAGGCCUACAGUACCUUCGACUUGUUCUUCAAUUGUGACCAACAUAGAGAGGGGCACGCUGUACCUUUCAGCCAAUUCGGUCUUGGAACACAUGUUCUUACCCGCUUGGAUCAAGCAGAACUUCUGCUGCAGCGUUAAUGUCUUAUACUUUGGCAUCUUUGCUCACUGGCACUUCAGCAAAAAAAAAGAACACGCUAGCUGCAACACCCCUAACCACCGCACAAAAAGAAAUGGCGCAGACCGGCGUUGCGUGCACACACGUUGCUGCAGGCGUGGAGAGAGGAUGGGUGAACAGCAGCCAGUUACAGCGGCACGGAACACGCACUGACGCUACGACCGCUGCGACUGCGAGGAGCGUGCGGAGUAGGGGACGAGAGCAUGUAGCAAAAACCGUAUGCCCGCUGCGUUGCAGUGAAGCACCCCUUCUCCUCUGCAGGCGCGCAUUUCGGCGGUGCGCGGGGCAUACUGUGGACUGAUUUUUGUGCUAGCAGUACUACGGGUCGGGUGCUUCGUCUAAAUAAUCGAGACUGCUAUGUGGCGUCGCCAUGCGGCGCCGAAUGGUCGUCGUUUCGUCGGGUUUGCGGUGAAAUGGGGAUCAGGAAUUGCCACAUAGCACCCCAAAUCUCCAAAUGGUUGACGUAAAGCACAUUAAAUUUUGAAUAAACAUAAUUAUUGUGAGUUUGUAUUUUUGCUAUUUGAAUAUUGUAAUUUGUUGAAGGGGAAAUAAACAUGGAAAAUAGGAAUCCGCCUCUGGAUGGAUGGAUGUUAUGAGCAUCCCCUUUGGAGUACUCGGGUUGCGCCACCAAGCUCUUGCUACUAUGCUGCGUAAUAUCCUACCUAGGUUAACCAAUGAAAAAAGAA
Messenger RNA from Dermacentor andersoni, 5570 nucleotides. RefSeq lists its product as uncharacterized. The record is from RefSeq and is a predicted model, not a curated record. NCBI's taxonomy places the organism in Eukaryota, Metazoa, Arthropoda, Arachnida, Ixodida, Ixodidae.